AUGACUUCUUAUCUUGGCUCGUCGGCACGCCUGGCCGUGAUGGCCUUGCUGGCAUUCAUGCUGGCUAUGGCUUCGGCUCGCCCGGCUUCUAUGAGGAUAUUGCCGCGCGCUGCCCCCAAGGCUCCCAGCGAUGACCCAUUCUAUCAGCCCCCAGCUGGCUACGAGUCGGAGGCGCCUGGAACUAUCCUGCGGGAGCGUGAGAUCAGUGUCGCUUUCCUGGGAUUGAUCCCGGACCCCGUCAAGGCAUACCAAUUGCUGUACCGCACGACAGCCAUCAACGGCACGGCUAUUGCUGGGGUGACGACCAUCUUCGUGCCAACGUCGGCGAAGAAGGAUCGAUUUUUGUCUUUCCACACAGCGUACGAUAGCUCAGCGACGAUCUGCAACCCUAGUUACAAUUAUCAGCUGGGUGCUGCGCAGACCGACAUCAUCUCCUCUGCCGAGCAGUUGAUUCUGCAAGUCUACCUGCUCUUGGGCUACAUUGUCACCUCGCCUGACUACGAGGGGCCCGAUGCAGCCUUUGGGCCGGGUCACUUGGAGGGGAUGGGCGUUUUGGAUAGUAUGCGAGCCGUGUCCAGUUUCAAGACGCUAGGUUUGUCCAGUGCUAACCCUAUGAUUGUGGGUACUGGGUACUCGGGUGGUGCAAUUGCAACUGGUUGGGCAGCUUCACUGCAUCCUACUUAUGCUCCCGAGUUGGACAUCAAGGGCUGGGUACAGGGCGGUACUCCUGCCAACUUGACUGGUACCUUGGUCUUCAUCGAUAACACUCUGUUCAGCGGUUUCAUUCCUGCCGCUGUUGCGGGUCUGGCGAUGCCCAGUGCUUAUGGCGCCGAGCUCAACCCCAUAAUCAACGGCAUCCUGACUGCAAAGGGUGCACAGGUCCUAGAGACUGCGAGAACUACUUGCGCGGUUGGUGAUAUACUCGCAUUCCCUGAGAUGUCCCUGUUGUCCACAGAAAUUCAAAGCCUGGGCGACCGUCUGCUCUACCAACCGACUAUCCAACAGAUCCUCAGCAAGAACAUGAUGGGUGUUAAUAAGACGGAGACUCCCACGGCGCCAGUCUUUGUUUAUCAUGCGACGCAAGAUGAGAUCAUACCCUACGCUAAUGCGUCCACGAUGGUCGAUUCAUGGUGUAGCAAUGGGGCCAGCGUCAAGUUCACCACUUUCGCCACUGGUGGUCACGCGACAACGGAGGUAAUUGCUAUCCCGGACGCGAUCAGCUUUGUUGAGGCUGCGUUUGCUGGUAAAACGGCGAGCGGCUGUUCGAAGAAUACCGAGCUUGGCAGUAUCCUCAAUCCUAUUGCCCUAGGUGUUGAGCUUGAGCCUAUUCUGACUAAGCUGAUUGACGUGCUUGCUCACCUGGGUCAGAGUGACUCGAACGUUAAACAGAAUUUGAAUGUGCUUAAUGAGGUUGUCACCUGGUGA
This is a messenger RNA of Penicillium cataractarum, 1425 nucleotides long. RefSeq lists its product as uncharacterized. Gene Ontology annotation, molecular function: triacylglycerol lipase activity. The record is from RefSeq and is a predicted model, not a curated record. The transcript has a single exon. Gene Ontology annotation, biological process: lipid catabolic process. Lineage: Eukaryota; Fungi; Ascomycota; Eurotiomycetes; Eurotiales; Aspergillaceae. Bases 1 to 1425 code for a protein of 474 amino acids.